Paramecium sonneborni is the source of this 587-nucleotide messenger RNA. The record is from the annotation of a GenBank genome assembly. NCBI's taxonomy places the organism in Eukaryota, Ciliophora, Oligohymenophorea, Peniculida, Parameciidae.
AUGUUUGAUAAUAAUUCAUAUGAUAUUUAAUGCACAAUUCAUGGAAAUCAUCUAAUAAUUUAAUUGGAUGCUGAUAAUUUUGAAAAUUUUGAUAUGAAUGCACUUGAUAAUGUAAUAUAUUUAAAUAAAAGAAUUAUUUCUUUUAAGUAACAGAAUUAAGAUCAGUACCACCAGAUACAUGUCCAUUAAAGUGUAUUAAUUCAUUCAAUAAAUUUGUUUAACAUCUAAUUUUUCCUUUUUUGAAUUAGAUCCAGAUUAAAUUAAACUUUCUCAUCUAACAUCUAGUCUUUUAAAUAAAUAUCAAAAAUAAUGGAUUUUUGAAGAAGAAUGCUUAAUUUUGGUAGUCACUAUUGACUAAUUCAUACUUAGAUUAAUUAUUAUUCGUUAGUAAGAUUAGGGAUAGAUUGAUUUAGAAUUUGAUUCAAGCUCAUUAGAUUUAUUUUUUGAUUCAUACUUUCAUGAUGAAUAUGAAAAGGAAUCUGUUCUAGUAAAUGAUAAAUAUUAUUAAUCAAUCUUAAAAAUAAUUCUAAUCCUUUUCAAAAAAAGUCACACAUUAAGAUCAAAGCUUAAGUAUUAUAUUAAUUUGA